AUGGGUAACCAAAUGAGUGUUCCCCAAAGAGCUGAAGACCAAGAGAAUGACCCGGAAGCAGACACUCACAAGGUUGCAUCUGGAGACGCGUGUGGUCAAAACGGCCUACCGGUCAUGAUGUUCGCCCGCCCUAUGCAACACUACGAGGAAGUCGAUCUGGCAGCCGGCGUCCGGGAGGAUACUGUGGCCGCUUCUUCCCCCGAGACAAUGGAGACCAGCGCGGCUGCGGAGGCCAACGGCGAGAGUCUUGGGAAGGAGGCCAAACCCCGCGCACCAGCUGCCAGAUCUCGUUUUUUCUUGACACUCUCUCGGCCUGUACCAGGGCGUACCGGAGACCAAGCCACGGAUUCAUCCAGCGGGUCCGUGCGGCCUGAUGUCAGCUCCGAUAAAGCUCCGGGGAACAAAGGCCCGAGUGAGCCCAUGGCGCUUCCGGCGGCAGCUGCACCCGGGCCCGGCCCGGAUAAAACCCCGGCGCAGACCCCGGCCCCGGCGGAGGGCCCCCCUGCCGCCCUCGGGCCGGAGCACCCUCCGUCUGCGGCCGGGGCAGCAGCCCCCGCCAAGCCCAAGGACUCCGGCUUCUUUGACAAGCUCUUCAAGCUGGACAAGGGACGGGACAAGGCCCCCGUGGACGUCCCCCAGGAGGCUGCGAGCGCGGAGCGCCCUCGCCCCGCCGCCGAGGCCCCGGGCUUACCCACGCAGGCCGAGGAUGGGCCUGCAGAGACGGACUUAGCUGACGGCGAGGGAAAGGGAGGACAGGAAGUCCCCACUGUGAGUCGCUCCGUCCCCGGGGACCCUGAGCAGCUGGAGGUUGCAAAGGACGCCCAGGCAGAGGACAGCUCCAUCAUGAGCUUCUUUAAAACCCUGGUUUCACCUAACAAAGCUGAAACAAAAAAAGAUCUGGAAGACACGGCAUCUAAGGGAGAAAGUGUCUCUGAUGGACAAGCCGGGCAGAAGACCUCCGAGGUCCAGGCUGAAGGCACCAAGAAAAGGCAGCUGCGCAGCCCGAGGCUGGGACUCGCCUUUAGGAGACUCUUCAGGCACGAGGGCGAGGAAAAGUCACCCGCCCCUUCAGCCAAUGUCAAGUCAGACGAAGCCAACGUUACUCUCCAGGAGCCCCAGGGAGCCGCCAAGAAUUCUGCCUCCGCUGAAACAGCGAAGGAGGUUGCGAAGGGAAAGGGGGGCCCCAGCUCUCUGCCUCUGGGCAAGCUGUUCUGGAAAAAGUCAGUUAAAGAGGACUCAGUCCCCACAGGUGCAGAGGAGAAUGUGGUGUGUGAAUCACCAGUGGAGGCUGUAAAGUCUGAGGAAGCAGAAGCAGCCUUGCAAACGGUGGGUCUCAGCGACGACGGAGAGCGCGCACCUGAGCCUGCAGAAGAGAUGCCCAGGAGAGAGGACCGCCAAGCCCCCAGGCCCUCCCUGCUGGCGCUCCUCAGACAGAUGUCAGUGAAAGGGGAUGGAGGGAUCACCCACUCUGAAGAAAUAAAUGGGAAAGACUCCGGCUACCAAACCUCGGACCCCACGGAGAAGGCGGUUGCUCCACCACAGCCAGAAGCGGCAGCUGCAGGCCAGAAGGGCAAAGAGGGCCCGUCCAAGGACAAGAAGGCAGCCGCGGAGACCAACAAGCAGAAGAGCACCAAGCAGGAAGCCAAAGAGCCGGCCCCGGGCGUGGAGCCGGCCGCCGGGGAGCCGAACUCGCUGCCGAACGGGGACAAGUCCCAGAAGAGACCCGAGAAGCGGCGGCAGUCCCUCGGGGGAUUCUUCAAGGGCCUGGGACCGAAGCGGAUGUUGGACGCUCAAGUGCAAACAGACCCCGUGUCCAUCGGACCAGUGGGCAAAUCCAAGUAA
Messenger RNA from Rangifer tarandus platyrhynchus (Svalbard reindeer), 1842 nucleotides. NCBI's taxonomy places the organism in Eukaryota, Metazoa, Chordata, Mammalia, Artiodactyla, Cervidae. The record is from the annotation of a GenBank genome assembly.